AUGGAUGUCUCUCUUUGCCCAGCCAAGUGUAGUUUCUGGCGGAUUUUCUUGCUGGGAAGCGUCUGGCUGGACUAUGUGGGCUCCGUGCUGGCUUGCCCUGCAAAUUGUGUCUGCAGCAAGACGGAGAUCAAUUGCAGGCGGCCGGACGAGGGGAACCUCUUUCCCCUCCUGGAAGGGCAGGAUUCAGGGAACAGCAAUGGGAACGCCAGUAUCAACAUCACGGACAUCUCAAGGAAUAUCACUUCCAUACACAUAGAGAACUGGCGCAAUCUGCACACACUCAACGCCGUGGACAUGGAGCUCUACACCGGACUCCAAAAGCUGACCAUCAAGAACUCAGGACUUCGGAGCAUCCAACCCAGAGCCUUUGCCAAGAAUCCCCACUUGCGCUAUAUCAGUUUAACAAGCUUAAGAAUCACCUGGGGAUCCUGGCAACUGUCCUCUACCUUGCACCUUAGAGAACUGCAACUGGAGCAGAACUUCUUCAACUGUAGCUGUGACAUCCGCUGGAUGCAGCUGUGGCAGGAGCAGGGGGAGGCCAAGCUCAACAGCCAGAACCUCUACUGCAUCAACGCAGAUGGCUCUCAACUGCCCCUCUUCCGCAUGAACAUCAGCCAAUGUGAUCUUCCUGAGAUCAGUGUCAGCCAUGUCAACCUGACCGUACGAGAGGGUGACAAUGCUGUCAUCACUUGCAAUGGGUCUGGGUCACCUCUGCCUGAUGUGGACUGGAUAGUCACUGGGCUGCAGUCUAUCAACACCCACCAGACAAAUCUGAACUGGACCAAUGUGCACGCCAUCAACCUGACACUGGUCAAUGUGACGAGUGAGGACAAUGGCUUUACCCUGACCUGCAUCGCUGAGAAUGUGGUGGGCAUGAGCAAUGCCAGUGUUGCCCUCACUGUCUACUACCCCCCACGUGUGGUGAGCCUGGAGGAGCCUGAACUGCGCCUGGAACAUUGCAUCGAGUUCGUGGUGCGUGGCAACCCCCCGCCAACGCUGCACUGGCUGCACAAUGGGCAGCCCCUGCGGGAGUCCAAGAUCAUCCAUGUGGAGUACUACCAGGAGGGUGAGGUCUCUGAGGGCUGCUUGCUCUUCAACAAGCCCACCCACUACAACAACGGCAACUACACCCUCAUCGCCAAAAACCCACUGGGCACAGCCAACCAGACCAUCAAUGGCCACUUCCUCAAGGAGCCCUUUCCGGAAAGCACCGAUAACUUUGUUCCUUUUGAAGUGAGCCCCACUCCUCCUAUCACUGUGACCCACAAACCAGAGGAAGACACUUUUGGGGUAUCCAUAGCAGUUGGACUUGCUGCCUUUGCCUGUGUCCUGCUGGUGGUGCUCUUCAUCAUGAUCAACAAGUAUGGUCGACGAUCCAAGUUUGGGAUGAAAGGUCCUGUGGCUGUCAUCAGUGGUGAGGAGGACUCUGCCAGCCCACUGCACCACAUCAACCAUGGCAUCACUACUCCCUCAUCGCUGGACGCUGGACCUGACACAGUGGUCAUUGGCAUGACUCGCAUCCCGGUCAUUGAGAACCCCCAGUACUUCCGUCAGGGACACAACUGCCACAAGCCAGACACAUAUGUGCAGCACAUUAAGAGGAGGGACAUCGUACUGAAGCGAGAACUGGGUGAGGGAGCCUUUGGGAAGGUCUUCCUGGCCGAAUGCUACAACCUCAGCCCCACCAAGGACAAGAUGCUUGUGGCAGUGAAGGCUCUGAAGGAUCCCACCCUGGCUGCCCGGAAGGAUUUCCAGAGGGAGGCUGAACUGCUCACCAACCUGCAGCAUGAGCACAUUGUCAAGUUCUAUGGGGUGUGUGGUGACGGAGAUCCCCUCAUCAUGGUCUUUGAGUAUAUGAAGCAUGGAGACCUGAACAAGUUCCUCAGGGCCCACGGGCCAGAUGCGAUGAUCCUCGUGGAUGGACAGCCACGCCAGGCCAAGGGUGAGCUGGGACUCUCCCAAAUGCUACACAUUGCCAGCCAGAUUGCCUCGGGCAUGGUGUACCUGGCCUCGCAGCACUUUGUGCACCGGGACCUGGCCACCAGGAACUGCCUGGUUGGAGCCAACCUGCUGGUGAAGAUUGGAGACUUUGGCAUGUCGAGAGAUGUCUACAGCACUGAUUACUACAGGCUCUUUAAUCCAUCUGGAAAUGAUUUUUGUAUAUGGUGUGAGGUAGGAGGACACACCAUGCUCCCCAUCCGUUGGAUGCCCCCUGAGAGCAUCAUGUACCGGAAAUUCACUACGGAGAGUGAUGUGUGGAGCUUUGGGGUAAUACUUUGGGAGAUCUUCACCUAUGGAAAGCAGCCAUGGUUCCAGCUCUCAAACACAGAGGUCAUUGAGUGCAUUACCCAAGGACGUGUUUUGGAAAGGCCUCGAGUUUGCCCCAAGGAGGUCUAUGAUGUCAUGCUGGGGUGCUGGCAGAGGGAACCACAGCAGCGACUUAACAUCAAGGAGAUUUACAAGAUCCUCCAUGCUUUGGGGAAGGCCACCCCGAUCUACCUGGACAUCCUUGGCUAG
Molecule: messenger RNA, 2517 nt
Organism: Orycteropus afer afer
Lineage: Eukaryota; Metazoa; Chordata; Mammalia; Tubulidentata; Orycteropodidae
Source: RefSeq, a predicted model, not a curated record